This is a messenger RNA of Triticum urartu, 2701 nucleotides long. Its product is annotated as protein RRP6-like 1. Gene Ontology annotation, cellular component: nucleolus; nuclear exosome (RNase complex). The record is from RefSeq and is a predicted model, not a curated record. NCBI's taxonomy places the organism in Eukaryota, Viridiplantae, Streptophyta, Magnoliopsida, Poales, Poaceae. Gene Ontology annotation, biological process: nuclear polyadenylation-dependent rRNA catabolic process; poly(A)-dependent snoRNA 3'-end processing; nuclear polyadenylation-dependent CUT catabolic process. Gene Ontology annotation, molecular function: nucleotide binding; single-stranded RNA binding; 3'-5'-RNA exonuclease activity.
UGAAGAGAGCAAAGCAAAGGCGCCCGUCACGCGUGGCGUGCCAGCUGAGCGGCGGCAGCGGGCAGCCCGGCGCCCCGUCGCGUCGGCUCGGGUCAAGCAAUAAAUAAAAAGCGAGCUGGCUGGCGUCGCGAGCCCGACCUGCCCGCCCCGCCCCGCCCCGCCCCGGAGUAGCGGCAGUAGAAACCGCCCGCCCGCCAUUCCCACCUCUCCCUCCCUCAAUUCUCAUCUCCCUCUCCCCUGCCGCGGCGAGCCGCCCAGCCGCGCGCCCAAAACCCUAGCCCCGCCCGCCGACACCCCGCCACCGCGCCACUCCCGCCCGCCUCCGCAACCAAUCCCCCCACCCACCCACCCACCGCGGCGACGCGCUCCUCCAUGGACGGGUCCAAGGGCCCGAGCGACGGGGACGCGGCGGAGGAGGCGGGGGACGGGAACAAGGACAGGACGCCCGGCGCCUCCGACGCCGUUCUCGCCGCCGGGCCGUUCAGGACCGCCGCCAGCGACGGCAGGGUGCCCUGGGCGGCGCCGGGGGCCAAGCCCAAGGUGGUCUACCACGAUCCCAGCAUCCCGCGGCCGCAGGACGUGUACCUCAUCAGGGUCAACAACUGCAACUCGCCCUUCGAUCACGUCUGGCUGGAGCGCAGCGAGGACGGCACCCGCCCUAUCCACCCCUUGGAAAAACUACCCGUGGAACAGUUUAUUGACAGAAAUGUUCCUGAAAGUGAACCAGUAAGGCCAGCUGAUGUAGACGAUACCCCGUUUACGCUAGUAGAAGACCUGAAAGGAUUGACAGAGUUAGUUAACAAGUUGAAGGAUGUAAAUGAAUUUGCUGUCGAUUUGGAGCACAAUCAAUAUAGGUCAUUUCAGGGUUUGACCUGCUUGAUGCAGAUUUCAACAAGAACAGAGGACUUCAUUAUCGACACCCUUAAGCUACGCAUAUACAUCGGUUCUUACUUGAAAGAACUUUUCAAAGAUCCAACCAAGAGAAAGGUAAUGCAUGGGGCAGAUCGUGAUAUAAUGUGGCUCCAGCGGGACUUCCGAGUAUAUGUGUGCAAUCUUUUUGACACAGGACAGGCUUCAAGGGUUUUACAGAUGGAACGAAACAGCCUAGAACACCUAUUACAUCAUUUCUGUGGAGUCACAGCGAAUAAAAUAUAUCAAAAUGCAGAUUGGAGGUCAAGGCCACUCUCUGAUGAAAUGAUCAAGUAUGCGAGAGAAGAUACACAUUAUCUGUUGUAUAUAUAUGACUUGAUGAGACUUAGACUACAAAGGGAGUCCACAUGUGAAAACGAUCUUCUUUUAGAGGUUCAAAAGCGCAGUAAUGAUAUUUGCUUGCAGUUGUAUGAAAAGGAGCUGCUGACAGAUAAAUCUUACCUCCACAUAUACGGGUUGCAGGAACAUGAAUUGGCCGCAGCUCAGCUGGCUGUUGUUUCUGCUCUACAUCAGUGGAGAGAUUAUAUAGCUCGUGAACAAGAUGAGAGCACUGGUUAUGUAUUGCCAAACAAGGCUUUGAUUGAGAUAGCAAAGAAGAUGCCUACAACCACUGCAGAUUUGCGAAGAAUCGUGAAAACAAAAUAUCCAUGUGUUGAGGAUAAUUUUGACCUAAUCUUGGACAUCGUAUGGAAUGCAACUGAAAAUUCUGGUGCCUUUGAAGCAAUAGCUGAGCAACUAAAGAAAGUACGACUUGGUGAGUUAGACUUGAAAAGUAUACUGGACACUGGUGAAGUUAUCGAAAUGGCUCCUUCGGAUGCUGAUAAUGUUGGGAUCAGUUUUGAUCCAGCUGAUCAAUAUUCUUUAGCUCCUUCAUCAACUGCAAAUAUCAGGGUUACUUCUAACAGUAGGGAUAGUUUUAUGACUGAUGCAACUUUGACUGGUAGCAUCUGGCUACACGACAAAACCUCAACCAUACCAUCAUCAGAAAAUAGGACGUCUUGGGGCUUAUCAGGCCUGACUAGACAAUCAAACAAGGAAGUGAUGAGCAAUAAUAAGCAGGAGACACAGGCUCCUGUUCAAGAACUGAAGAGACCUUCGCCUUUUGGAGCUCUGGUAGGCAAUUCAACAUCUGGAAGACAGACAGAUUACUUUGGAGGAUUUUCAAAUGAGCAGGCUAAAAGCGACGUUGAUCAGAUUCAGUCUUCAGCUUAUUACUACCCCCAGUUCUCAGACUACAGCAGUUUAGCUGGAUGGAGCCAUCAUGAACCGGAACGCACACAGGCCUCUGGGUUCAUGUCUGGUUGCUAUUACGGGCAUGGCUACCAGUCGAUAAACCAAAGCAGUACAGGAACAGGUCAGCCCGCCGCUGGAAAUAAUGGAGGGGGUUUGAAGAAGCAGCAACAACCUCCCCCUCAUUCGGGUAACUAAAGCGGUACUGCUCUGCCUAUAACUAACUGUGGCGCGACAGCCCCUGUGAUCCAUCCAUCCUGUUGUGCAGAAAAAUAGUUAUAGAGAAAGAGAGUAGGAAGCUGACCUGUUUUCACCCGUGCCCUCUCACAUGAGUGGCUAGGCGCUGGACAUAGCAUUUGUUUCAUUGACAGUAGACGGAAGACAUGUGUGCUGUCAUGUGGUGAAUUGGAUGUGUGUAUGUAACAAGUGACAAAACAUGGCGUGUUGUUGUGCAAUGGUGGAUGCUGGAAUUGCACAGGUGGUAUACUGUAAAACUGGUGGUAUAGAUAGCAAAUACUUGAAGACAAAAACGCUUUUUUCU